AUGGGUAUACCUAAGAUCCUAAUCAUUGGCUGCGGCGCUGUUGGCCUUUCGCAAGGUUAUCAUCUCUCAUUCGGCGCUGAGAUAACAUAUCUGGUACGACCUGGGCGUACUUCUGCCUUCCAGUCGCCAAAGAAGCUCUACGACUACAAAGAUAAUGCAUUGCGAAUCUUUGACAACUAUCGGGUCAUUGAAUCGCCAAACGAAGUUACUGGCGAGGACUUUUACUGCAUCUUGGACACAAUGGACGGAUUUACAGCGCGCUCAGAAGGUGGCAUGUCAACAUUGAAGGCUGUGGGUGAACUGAUCUGCAACCACUCAGCGACGUUUGUUGCAUACAGUGCCAUUGGCCUUGACAUGAUAGACCACUACGUCAACACGAUGGGAAUACAGAGAGAGCGGCUUACUUUGGUGGGAAGUAUGCUCGCACAUCAGCCGACAAAGAGCAUCCCUCUACCCGAGUCCGCGGAUGCCAACUUGGCAGCUCAAGCCGAUAUUCUUUACUCGUACAAUCGCGGCAAUUACGGCUUGAUCGUCUUCAACUCACAAGCAAAGCUUACGAAAGCAUUAGGCGAAGUGUAUAGCCAGCGUUCCCAACGUACCGUAAUACGGUACGUUUGA
Alternaria postmessia is the source of this 618-nucleotide messenger RNA. RefSeq lists its product as uncharacterized. NCBI's taxonomy places the organism in Eukaryota, Fungi, Ascomycota, Dothideomycetes, Pleosporales, Pleosporaceae. The record is from RefSeq and is a predicted model, not a curated record. Bases 1 to 618 code for a protein of 205 amino acids. The transcript has a single exon.